Cajanus cajan (pigeon pea) is the source of this 1922-nucleotide messenger RNA. The record is from RefSeq and is a predicted model, not a curated record. Lineage: Eukaryota; Viridiplantae; Streptophyta; Magnoliopsida; Fabales; Fabaceae.
GUGUUGUGUGUCGUUAACGACUAACGAGUCUCAUUAAGGUGAAGCUUGCGCUUCUUGUUCUGGAGCUUACCUACGUUGCUUCUAACUCCUUCUCUCGUGGCCAAUCUUUGUUGCUUUGCGCGUUAAAAUUGUGCACUCUCUAGUGUAAAAGGGAAGACGGUGACACAGAACAGAACCUAGCUAGUAGUUUCAAGAGAGAGAGAGAGAGAGAGAAGGGUCAUUUCAUAUAUUUUCAUUGCUUGUGGCGUUUACCAUCUUUCAAUAUUCAACACCUCAUUUUUCUCAUGCGUGCAAGCCAUUCUCAUAUCUCAACCCACCCACAUUUCUUGGUUCUUAACCGCUUUAUUUGCCUUUAAGAUUCUGCAUUCCCUCUUCCACCUCAACUUCUUUCCUUCUUCUCCCUUUUCUCUCCCAAACAAACCACCCUUUAGCUCCAUCGCUUUUCAUUGUCCUUGUCUUGGAUUCCUCGUCUUCAAUCACUUUCAAAGAUCAUUAGCAAAAUGGGGAGUCAUAUGAGCAAGAAGAUCCCUGAAACUUCUUCUUCUAUUGGCUUCGGCACCGAAUUGCACUAUAAAACUGAGUUGAGUUCAUAUGAGGCUGCUUGCAAGCUUGAUUCUGAUUUGCAGUCCUUUGACACCACACUUCAAGCUAGAACAAACCAGGUUAUCAACACUCUUGCUGUUGGUGUUGAAGUUCGGGCCCUUUCAUUUGAUUCUCUAAAACAAAUCACAGAAUGCCUUCUUGAGAUGAAUCAGGAAGUUGUCAAGGUAAUCUUGGACUGCAAGAAAGACAUAUGGAAGAGCCAAGAAUUGUUUGAACUGGUUGAGGAGUACUUUGAGAAUAGUCUCCAAACUUUGGAUUUCUGCACCACAUUGGAGAAGUGCCUAAAGAGAGCUCGUGAUAGCCAAUUGCUUAUCCUUGUGGCUCUUCAACAAUUUGAGGAGGAAUCAGGAUUAGGAGACAACCGCUAUGUGAGGACAUUGCGAGAGUUUAAGAAUUUCAAGGAAGCUGGUGACCCUUUCACUGAGGAAUUCUUCCAGAUCUUUCAGUCUGUUUAUAGGCACCAGAUACUCAUGCUUGAAAAGUUGCAACUAAGGAAGAACAAGCUUGAUAAGAAGCUAAAAUACAUCCAUUCUUGGAGGAAAGUUUCAAGUAUGAUCUUUGUGGCUACUUUUGCUGCAGUCUUGAUCUGCUCGGUUGUAGCAGCAGCUAUUGCAGCACCGCCUGUUGCUGCUGCGAUUGCUGCUGCUACGUCGAUCCCAAUAGGAUCAAUGGGAAAGUGGAUCGAUUCCCUCUGGAGGAACUAUGAAAAUGCAUUGAAAGGGCAGAAGGAAGUGAUUAGCUCAAUGCAGGCUGGUACUUAUGUUGCUAUAAAGGACUUGGACAACAUUCGAGUUCUAGUUGAUAGACUAGAAAUUGAGAUUGAAUCUCUAUUGCAUAAUGUGGAUUUUGCCAUAGAGGAACAAGCUGUGAAAGUUGCCAUAGAGGAGAUCAAGAAGAGGCUAGGAGUGUUUAUGAAGAAUGUUGAAGAUUUAGGAGUUCAAGCUGAUAUUUGUAGCCGUGACAUAAGGAGGGCAAGGACUGUGGUACUGCAGAGAAUCAUAAAGCAUCCCCAGAAUUAAGACAAUCUCAUUCUCAUGCAUGUCUAAUCUGCCAGUAACUGUUUGAUGAAUCGGAGAAUACAUGAAAUUUCUUGUUUCAUGGGUUCGUGUUGAAGAUAAUAACCGGGCAUAUUUGAUAUGUCUCGACGCUGGCAGCUGAUUUUUUUAUUCUUUUCAUUAUUUCAUACAAUAGUGCACUAAUGUAUAUAUUUCAUUUUUAUGAUUUCAUUUGGUUUUUAGUUUUCUGAGUUGAGACUAGUUUGAGUCUUCAUAUCUUGAAAAAUAUACAUUAAAAAUUCAAUAAAAAAAAUCUUCGACACA